AUGAGUUCGCCAGAUAAAUCCAACAUCUUAAGAAAAUAUAAAAUUGUUUUCUUGGGUGACCAAAGUGUCGGUAAAACUUCGUUAAUUACUCGAUUCAUGUAUGAUACAUUCGAUGAAACUUAUGCUGCUACCAUUGGAAUAGAUUUCUUGUCCAAGACAAUGUACUUAGAAGAAGGAAAGACAAUUCGAUUACAAUUAUGGGAUACUGCUGGUCAAGAAAGAUUCCGAUCAUUAAUUCCUUCAUAUAUUCGUGAUUCCCACGUUGCCGUGAUAUGUUAUGAUAUAACCAACAAAAAGUCAUUUUUAAACUUGGAUAAGUGGAUUAAGGACGUUAAGUUGGAACGAGGUGAUGAUGUGAUUAUAGUACUUGUAGGGAAUAAACUGGAUUUGGCUAAUGAUAAAAGACAAGUUAGUGUGGAAGAUGUUGAGCAAUUACAUAAUAAAAUCGGAUCAAAAUUUUUCAUUGAAACUUCAACAAAGGCAAAUCAUAAUAUAGUAAUGAUGCCAAUGAUAAUGCUAAUGCAAAGCCAGAAACUAUUGAUAUUAGUAUUGAAAAUCAAGCUUCACAAUCAACAAGUACAUGCUGUUAAGUACUGUUUAUACGAACAUAUAGCCAUAGUAAUAAUAUAA
Spathaspora passalidarum NRRL Y-27907 is the source of this 630-nucleotide messenger RNA. RefSeq names its product Rab family GTPase. The record is from RefSeq and is a predicted model, not a curated record. The coding region runs from base 1 to 630 and encodes 209 amino acids. The transcript is spliced from 2 exons. Gene Ontology annotation, molecular function: GTPase activity; GTP binding. NCBI's taxonomy places the organism in Eukaryota, Fungi, Ascomycota, Pichiomycetes, Serinales, Debaryomycetaceae.